AUGGAUGAUCAAAUAGCAUACAACCCUCAUAUUACCAGGUUAUUGACAAAGAAGGACCAUGAUUUUAUCAUAUUCCCAAGUGGUAAGAAGGUACCAAAGCCAUUGUUAAAGAGUUCAAUUCCAACGACAUUGAAUGCUCGCGCUCCAGUUGUUAUACGUGGCGAGGGCCUCAAGCCAUUCCCAGGCAUGUCAAAGUAUUUGUCCGUCCAGUUCAUUCCAGACUCAUCGGUCGGCGAGAAAGAGCCACGGAAUGUGCCCACCAUCGACAUCAACCCAUGUUGUGAUAAGUGUGUAAUGGUCGUUGUGCCGGACCUCAUGCCCGGCACGUACAACGUGCGCGUCGGAUUCAACUGCAAGAAGAUGGAGCAAGCCUUCCAGAAUGACAAGGUCAUUCAAUCAAUCCACCUUGCGCCCAUGACCGACAAUGAGCAGGAUGGUGCAGCCCAUGCCAAGCAGACACAGGCACAGCAGCAGCAACAAUCAACUACAUCAACAUCCUCGUCCUCCACAACCACAACUACCACCACUACCAAUGGACAGACAUCAGAAGGAGAGGAGAUUCAUAUUGAUCUUACGACUGUUGAGCAUACUGAACAAGUUCAUCAAGACGCGCAUCAACAUCAUUCUCAUAAUCAGCAGCAACAACAGUCGCAACAACAACAACAUGUGGAUGUCGUAAUGACUGAGAGUGCGGGUCAGGAGAUGGAGGAGUCCUCAGGUCUUCAGAUAUCUGAGGAGCAACACGAUGAACACACUCAUGAGCAACAACAACAACAACAACAGGCCGCUCAGCAGCAACAACAACAACAACAUACUGGCAUUGAGAUUGCCGAUGUUACUCAAAUCAAUGAUACCGAUCAGCAGCAACAACAGCAUCAUGAGCAGCCACAAACACAGCAACAUCAGCAUGAGCAACAUACCCAUGAGCAGUCGGCACAGGACCAGCAGCAACAUCAGGAGCAACACACUCAUGAGCAACAUACUCACGAACAGUCCAAUGGAACGUUGGUGGUGGAUAGCGGCGAGGCCAGUCCAAGCCUGCCUACAACAACCACGACAACCACCACUACCACGACCACAACAACUACAUCCACUCCAGUGGCGAACAACAACGUGGCGGCUAGUGUCACGACCACAAUCACACAUUUUGAGACCGAGGAGGACUACCUCGUCUGGAGCAACUUGCUCGUCGUCGUCGUGGAGCUGGCCAGACACGAGCGCAUCACUGGCAACAAGAGACAGGCUGGCAACACGCCAAGCAAGCGCAAGAAGGUCAAGGCCAGCAAGGCGGGAGAGGUCGUCCCACCGCCCCAGCAGCUCAACGAGGAGCUGUUCAACCAGAUCCUCUCUGGCGACGUGGAGAAUGUGCGCCAGUUUGUCGAGAGCAGGACGCAGGAGCCAGGCAAGGUCGUCUUUGACUUUGACAAGCGCGACGAGGACGGCUUCACGCCACUGCACUACGCAUGCGGCCUACAACUGGAACGGCCUGGUCGAGCCAACAACACCAACGCCGUCCAGCAGCUGCUGUUGCACGGCGCCGACCAGUACGUGCCCAACUUCUCCGUACAGUACCCCGUGGAGAUGGCCUACGAUAAGGGCUACAGCCACAUCGGAGCCACGCUGCAGGGCGUCAGCGAGAGCGAGUACAAGAAGCAGAACGACACGUUCGAAACUUCGUCGCUGGGAAUCCUGGCCACCACAUCCAUGCAGAACGACGACCCGAUCAACCCCGACUACAAGCUGCUGCUCAAGCAUGGCUACGAGCCAUACAAGCCAUCGGACAGCUUCCCAUUCAAGUCGGGCAUCGUCGAGAAGCACAACACUGUCAAGUUCAUACAGCAGGCCGAGAAGCUCGGCCUGACGCACGAGCACCGCUCGGCGCUGAUGGAGGCGUUCAAGUCGCUGAGGACCCUCAGAUACCGUCUGUUCUGGAUCAUGCUUACCAAUCCGCUGUUCAUCAAGUUCUGUCAGUGGGACCACGAAGGCAUCCACUUCAUUGUGCACAACAGCAAGGCAUUGCUCGAUGUCCUCGGCCUCUACUUUGGCCUGCGUGGCAGCAACUCUGCCAUCGACUGGAUGAGCCAUCUGGCGCGCAGAAAGAGCCCUCUCAAGAAGGAUCAUUUGAGCGGUGUGAUUGGCGGAGGAGACGUGUGGACCAAUCUGCGACGAGAGACAUUCAACGCACAGACCAAUCUGGACAAGAUGAAGGACGUCACAUCAGAGAAGAAGGACAAGACCCCAAGGAAGGGCAAGAAGGACGCCGCUGGUUCACCAUCGGGCAGUCUGUCAAUGGACGACUCUCAGUCGAUCAAUGAGGGUGGUCUUGAACUUACGACCUCUCAAGACCUCUCAGUACUGGACAAGUCUGUCUCAAGUUUGAGUGGUGCCACCCAGGAUGACUCAUUGGAGUACACCACCAUGACCAGCGAGGAAGCUGCCGCUCAACUUAUCUCCAACGACCAACAACAGCAACAACAACAACAGCAACAACAGCAGCAGCCACAGACCACCCAGCAACAAAUCCACGACUCGUCAGCGAAUGAGCAUCAUACACAGAGUAACGCGCCAAUGUCAGACGAGGUUGAAAUGGUGGAGUCUGAGCAACAAUCCGAGCAACAGCAACAGCAACAGCAGCAACAAUCAGAGCAACAACAACAACCGGUUGAGAACAUCUUGGGUGGCGAAGAGGGUGUCGUCUCCAAUGUAGUCGUGGAUGAUGAAGAUAUGGUGCCAUCUCCCGAGAUGAUCAAUGAGGAAGAUGAAGACACUGAUCAUCAUGAGGCCAGCUAG
Acytostelium subglobosum LB1 is the source of this 2790-nucleotide messenger RNA. RefSeq lists its product as hypothetical. Lineage: Eukaryota; Evosea; Eumycetozoa; Acytosteliales; Acytosteliaceae. The record is from RefSeq and is a predicted model, not a curated record. Gene Ontology annotation, cellular component: cytoplasm. Bases 1 to 2790 code for a protein of 929 amino acids. The transcript is spliced from 3 exons. Gene Ontology annotation, molecular function: protein binding.